Dryobates pubescens (Downy woodpecker) is the source of this 788-nucleotide messenger RNA. Its product is annotated as protein shisa-like-1. NCBI's taxonomy places the organism in Eukaryota, Metazoa, Chordata, Aves, Piciformes, Picidae. The transcript is spliced from 3 exons. Bases 192 to 788 code for a protein of 198 amino acids. The record is from RefSeq and is a predicted model, not a curated record.
GCUCUCACUGUGAUCCCCAGAUGGGUUGAGAUGCCCAAGGACAGCCUAUGGACCUGCUGCAGGGUGGGGCUGGUUCCCCUCAUCCUGCCCUUGGCCCCAAGCAGCUCAUUAGUGAUGCUCCUGCCUGCCUGUGAUGGUCCCUUAGGAGCUGGCAGGAGUGCAGGAGGCUCUAAUGGCUCCGGCAGCUCUUGAUGGGCCGUGAUGGAGGCGGGAGCAGGAGGGGCUGUGGUUUCUGCCUCCAUUGGAGCCAGAGCCGCUUCAGCCUAGGGCUGGCCUGGAAGAUGCUGGGUGGGCUCCUGUUCAUGCUGCUCCUUGCUACAGCUCUGUGCCCUGGCCUUCUCGGGACAGAUUCAGUGCAGAACCUGCACCUCUGCGAGGGCUACACAGGCCCUGACGGGCGCUACCACCCUGGCUUCUACUGCCCACGGCUGACUGACCCAGCCAGCCACCGCUACUGCUGCCGGCCCAGCCCCCACACCCUCAAGUCCUGCUGCUCCCAGCUGGGCCUGGAGGCCCUCACCAGAGUGAACCUCUCCAGCCUGGCCAGGCCGGGUCUCCUGCAGAACCCGCUGGCCCUGCCCUUCGUGGGGCUCUACGGCCUCUUUGUUGUCCUCCUCAUGGCCAUCGACCUCUUCCACUUCUACCAGACCCGGUGCUACCGCCGCUGCCGCGUCCUGCCCCGCACCUGCUGCCCGCCCUGCAGCCUCUCGGAGGGACGACCCCCCUGCUCCCAGCCUGCUCCUGACCUCAGCGGGCUCCCUGCAGCACCGCCCGGCCGAGCCUGUUGA